CUGCUCCCUGCUGGGAACUGCCCCUCCCUCUAGUCCCACCGUCCCCGCGGUGCUCUAGGCCGCCUCUCGGCGCUGUCCUCAUCCCCUCGGGCCUCGUAGUCCCCGACUGCGCCCCCACUCCUUGCCCUUCCCAAACCCUCGCCUCUCUCCGCGCUGUCCCUCUUUCGGCCCCUCCCCACAGACCUCGGUCUCUGGUUCCUGUCUCCAAUCCUUUCCCGCCCCCUCCCUCCUGCUACCUCCAUCCCCUCCUCCUGUCGGGACGCCUGUCCUCCCCAGUCGGCUCGGGUCACUCGGAACCCAUAUCCGUGCCGCUAUCUCCGCGUCCGGCCGCCUCCCAGCCCGUCCCAUCCCACAGGUGUCCGCACGUCCGGCCAUCCAUCCGUCAGUCCCUCCUGGGGCCGGCACUGACCAUGCCCAGCGGCUGCCGCUGCCUACAUCUCGUGUGCCUGUUGUGCAUCCUGGGGCCACCCGGUCAGCCUGCCCGAGCGGAUGACUGCAGCUCCCACUGUGAUCUGGCCCACGGCUGCUGCGCGCCUGACGGCUCCUGCAGGUGUGACCCGGGCUGGGAGGGGCUGCACUGCGAGCGCUGUGUGAGGAUGCCUGGCUGCCAGCACGGAACCUGCCACCAGCCCUGGCAGUGCAUCUGCCACAGUGGCUGGGCGGGGAAGUUCUGUGACAAAGAUGAGCACAUCUGUACCACACAGUCCCCCUGCCAGAACGGAGGCCAGUGCAUGUAUGACGGGGGCGGUGAGUACCACUGUGUGUGCCCACCAGGUUUCCACGGGCACGACUGUGAGCGCAAGGCUGGGCCCUGUGAGCAGGCAGGCUCCCCAUGCCAGAAUGGCGGGCAGUGCCAGGACAACCAGGGCUUUGCCCUGAACUUCACAUGCCGCUGCUUGGCAGGAUUUGUUGGUGCCCGCUGUGAGGUGAAUGUUGAUGACUGCCUGAUGAGGCCUUGUGCAAACGGCGCCACCUGCCUUGAUGGCAUAAACCGCUUCUCCUGCCUCUGUCCUGAGGGCUUUGCUGGACGCUUCUGCACCAUCAACCUGGAUGAUUGUGCCAGCCACCCAUGCCAGAGAGGGGCCCGAUGUCGGGACCGCGUCCAUGACUUUGACUGUCUCUGCCCCAGUGGCUAUGGCGGCAAGACUUGUGAGCUUGUCUUACCAGUUCCAGACCCUUUCACCACGGCGGACCUUCCCCUGGGUCCCACCUCAGCUGUGGUGGUACCCACCACGGGGCCAGUUCCCCAUAGUGCAGGGGCCGGUUUACUUCGGAUCUCCGUGAAGGAGGUGGUGCGGAGACAAGAGGCGGCGCUGGCGGAGUCUAGCCUGGUGGCCGUGGUGGUAUUUGGGGCUCUCACUGCUGCCCUGGUCCUGGCCACUGGAUUGCUGACCCUGAGGGCCUGGCGCCGGGGUGUCCGCCCCCCUGGACCCUGUUGCUACCCCAUUCCACACUAUGCCCCAGCACGCCAGGACCAGGAGUGUCAGGUUAGCAUGCUGCCAGCUGGGCUUCCCCUGCCACCUGACUUGCCCGGUGAGCCCGGAAAGACUACAGCACUGUGA
Loxodonta africana (African savanna elephant) is the source of this 1562-nucleotide messenger RNA. It is a transcript of the gene DLK2, whose product is annotated as delta like non-canonical Notch ligand 2. The transcript is spliced from 5 exons. Gene Ontology annotation, molecular function: calcium ion binding. The record is from RefSeq and is a predicted model, not a curated record. NCBI's taxonomy places the organism in Eukaryota, Metazoa, Chordata, Mammalia, Proboscidea, Elephantidae. Bases 411 to 1562 code for a protein of 383 amino acids.